Molecule: messenger RNA, 1551 nt
Organism: [Torrubiella] hemipterigena
Lineage: Eukaryota; Fungi; Ascomycota; Sordariomycetes; Hypocreales; Clavicipitaceae
Source: the annotation of a GenBank genome assembly
AUGUCUCUUAUACCUCAGCCGCGAUUGGUAACGCUCACCGAUGGUUGCGUUGAACUGGCAACACUGGAGAGCAUCAAGAGCGAGAUUGACUCAACUCUCCCACGUGAAGGCUACACGAUAGAUAUCAGCGAGGAGUCAGGAGUCACUCUACGCGGUGGUUCCGAGGCAGGGCUCUUCUAUGCGCGGCAGACGCUUCGACAACUUCUUCCCGCAAGGGCUCUUCGCAAAGCUGGCAAUGGCACCAAAGGCCCAUGGAAGCUACAAACUCAGCAUAUUUCCGAUUCUCCAUCUUCAGGAUUCAGCUGGCGAGGGUGCAUGUUGGAUGUAGCGCGCCAUUUCAUGCCUGUUCCCGAUAUAUUGCGAUUCAUCGACCUAAUGGCCUUCCAUAAACUCAAUGUGUUGCAUCUUCAUCUUACCGAUGAUCAAGGCUGGCGCAUUGACGUCCCAGAUUACCCAAAGCUCACCUCUGUUGGUGGGUGGCGCUCCAGAACCAUGCAGGGCGCGCGGCAACAUGGGCUGUAUGAUGGCAGGCCACAUGGAGGGUUUUACUCAGAAGAUGACCUACAUGAGAUAGUAGCCUUUGCAGCCGAGCGUCACAUUACCGUGGUCCCGGAGGUGAACAUGCCUGGACAUAUGCAGGCCGCGAUUGCAGCAUAUCCUGAGUUGGGAAAUGUUGAUGUCCCAGGCCGAGACCAAGCCAUUGGUGUUCGAGACUGGUGGGGUAUCUCGAAACAUGUCUUGAACGUGUCCAACCCUACUCUGGACUUUUGCCGCUCUGUUUUAACUUAUGUUUGUCGCGUAUUUCCUUCCGAGAUGAUUGGAAUCGGUGGCGACGAGUGCCCGUACGACGAGUGGAAGGAGAGUCAAGCAGCACAAGCUCGCAUGAAGGAGCUAGGUCUCACCCAAGAGCCACAAUUGCAAGGCUGGUUCACGAAGCAAUUGACAGAUCACUUGGAGAAGCUUGGAAGACGCGCUCUGGCAUGGGACGAGGCUAUGACAGGCUAUUCCGGAUCUGUUGGGUCUCUUCUUAUCACUGCUUGGAGAGGCCCUGGCCCAACGGCUGUAGCAGCCCGACGAGGCUUCGAUGUGGUGGCCUGUCCUGACAUUGAUUCGUAUUUUGACUAUCGCCAGUCCGAAGACGCAGGAGAGCCGACGCCGAUGGAAUGUCUGUUGACACUAGAAGAUGUUUACAACACGAACCAUAUUCCAGCAGGAUUAACACCGGAAGAAGCAGCUCAUAUCAUUGGAGCGCAAGUUACCGUCUUCACAGAGAACAUGGAAAGUAUACGGCGGGUAGAGUACAUGGCAUUCCCGCGGCUUUGUGCCUUUGCAGAGGUAGCAUGGGGCCGAGGAAGCAAUGACUUUGAGGGAUUCCGGAAGAGGCUGGAGCAAGGGCAUAUUGCCAGACUCGAGGCAUUAGGAGUGAAUUACAGGCCGCUAGCGGGACCAAGACCCUGGGAUGGGAAACCGGACGCCCCAGGCAAAGUUCAGUCGCGCGCUGAGCGUCUUGCACAAAUCGAAAAGGUGGCGGCUGAGUUUGCCAACCUAUAG